AUGAACACCAGGCCCAUUCUAGACUCGGACACCGGGCCAUUUGUGCUCUCGGCCUCCUUCAACGCUGACUACUCUCACUUCUCAGUCGCACUCGAGACGGGAUUCCGGGAGGUCGGCGGCGGCAUCGGCUGCGCAGAGCUGCUCGGUAACCAUGGCUACGUCGCCCUUGUCGGAGGAGGGAAGCAGCCCAAGUUCCCCCAGAACAAGGUACAUCCUGAGGACUCCGACUGGCUCCUGGUCAACCACACUGACAUCAUCUACGAGGUUCAAAUCUGGAACGAAAAGACAGAAAGAUAUACCACCUCGGUCGAAUUCAAGACACCAGUACAGCGCGUGCGCGUGUCGACCACACACAUGAUUGUCGCGCUGCUGAACUCAGUAGGCAUCUACAAGAUGAAGUCACCACCAGUGAAGAUAGCCGAAUACGAGACGGUCAACAACCCCUUUGGUAUAUGCGAGCUGGGUACCAACAUCGUUGCGUUCCCUGGUAGGGCAGCUGGUCAGGUUAAGAUAUAUGACCUGAACACGGGCAACGUGAGCAUCAUCCCAGCGCAUGAGAGCCCCCUGCGCGCCAUCGGUAUAAGCAGGAAUGGUGAUCUCAUUGCGACGGCUAGCGAGCAGGGUACUCUGGUACGCCUGUGGUCAUUCCCGUCCUGUACGAAACUAGCCGAACUUCGUCGCGGCGUGGAUCCUGCUGCCAUCUUCUCCCUUUCCUUCUCUCCCGAUGGCUCAACUCUCGCUGUCACGUCGGACAAGUCGACUUUGCACGUUUUCGAUCUCAAAACAGCCACGGCUCAAGCCGAUCCAUCGCAACACAAAUACGGUAUAUUGUCCAAGAUACCUCUUCUGCCUCGGCAAUUUUCCGAUACGUACCCCACUGCGACGAUAAAAUUUGAAAUGGGCGAGGAACCUACGGCUUGGGGACCACAUGGUAGGUCUGCCACGUUGAGCGCCGGCAUUCCAGGUGUACCGGGUGGCAGACCCACCAAGGGCCUCAUUGGCUGGUUGAACGAUGAGACCAUUAUCAUUCUUGGAGCCGGGAAAGAUCCCCGAUGGGACAGGUUCAUUGUGAGCCAGGAUGAUAAUGGGAAGAAGUGUCUUAGCCCGAAUGGGUGGAGACGGUACAUCGACUAG
Messenger RNA from Pyrenophora tritici-repentis Pt-1C-BFP, 1134 nucleotides. NCBI's taxonomy places the organism in Eukaryota, Fungi, Ascomycota, Dothideomycetes, Pleosporales, Pleosporaceae. The record is from RefSeq and is a predicted model, not a curated record.